AUGACGCAACCGCGUCGCGACCUCAAUCAAUGUACUAAUUCCCCCAACCAGGCUGCUAUCGCCUGGGAGGCCGGCGCUCCUUUGUCCUAUGAGGACAUUGAGGUUGCUCCCCCUAAAGCUGGUGAGGUGCGCAUUCAAGUUCACCACACUGGUGUCUGCCACACCGAUGCCUACACUCUGUCCGGCAAGGAUCCCGAGGGUGCUUUCCCCGUUGUCCUUGGUCACGAGGGUGCUGGUAUCGUCGAGUCCGUCGGCGAGGGUGUGACUUCCGUCAAUGUCGGCGACUACGUCGUCGCUCUCUACACUCCCGAAUGUCGCGAGUGUAAGUUCUGCAAGUCCGGCAAGACCAACCUCUGCGGCAAGAUUCGCGCUACACAGGGUAAGGGUGUCAUGCCUGAUGGCACCUCCCGUUUCCGUGCCCGCGGCAAGGAUCUCCUUCACUUCAUGGGUACCUCCACCUUCUCUCAGUACACCGUUGUGGCCGAUAUCUCAGUUGUGGCUGUCACCCCUAAGAUCCCCACUGAUCGCUCCUGCCUGCUCGGCUGUGGUAUCACCACUGGAUACGGCGCUGCGGUUGUCACUGCCAAGGUUGAGGAGGGAUCUAACGUCGCUGUCUUCGGUGUCGGCUGUGUUGGUCUCUCCGUCCUGCAGGGUGCCGUGAAGAACAAGGCUGGCAAGAUCAUUGCUGUCGAUGUCAACGACGGCAAGGAGGCCUGGGCCCGCAAGUUCGGUGCUACCCACUUCGUUAACCCCACCAAGCUUUCCGGCAAGACCAUCCAAGAACACUUGAUUGAGAUGACUGACGGUGGCUGCGACUACACCUUCGACUGCACUGGUAACGUUGGUGUCAUGCGUGCUGCUCUUGAGGCCUGCCACAAGGGUUGGGGUGAGAGCAUUGUCAUCGGUGUCGCUGCUGCUGGACAGGAGAUUGCCACUCGCCCAUUCCAGCUGGUUACCGGCCGUGUCUGGAAGGGAUGUGCCUUCGGUGGUAUCAAGGGUCGCACACAACUCCCCGGUCUGGUCGACGAUUACCUGAACGGCGAGCUCAAGGUGGACGAGUUCAUCACCCACCGCCAGCCGCUGAGUGCUAUCAACAGCGCCUUCGACCAGAUGAAGGAGGGUGACUGUGUUCGUUGCGUUGUCGACAUGAAAUAG
This is a messenger RNA of Penicillium salamii, 1155 nucleotides long. The record is from the annotation of a GenBank genome assembly. Lineage: Eukaryota; Fungi; Ascomycota; Eurotiomycetes; Eurotiales; Aspergillaceae.